AUGGCAAUGGUGAAUGGCUCUCUCAACCAUGCAACGCCCAAAGUCAGCGAAGACUCUCUCCCAAGGGGCCAUACUCCGCUAGCGCAUUCAGCGCGCAAGGUGAUCAAUCAUUCGUAUUCACCAUAUGCCUCUUCUCCUUCGACAGAUAGAUUUGGUCAGGUAGGCUAUAAAGAUAGCAUCGAAAAAGCUCGCCGUGCCAAAGCAGAAAAUGAGCUCAGUCUUCACGAAGAACGCAUGCUGCGCGAAAAGGAGGAGGAGGUAAAGCAAAGAAGAAUGAGGCUAGAGAGGAUUGACGCUGCGCGCCGCAGGGAAGAGGAGCAAAAGCGUAGUGGAGAGGAACUUGGAGCCCAGCUCCUUGAAACAUUGAAGCAGCAGGUGACCGCGAGAAUGGAAGCUCAAUUUCGAGACGCAGUUUGGGCGCAGGCUGAGAAAGACCAACAAGCUUGGUAUGAAGAACACAAGCAACUGGAACAAAUGAAAAUCAAAGCAGCCUGGAGGACGGAACUUGAGCCGGUUGUGAAGGCGCAACUAACGCUUGAUAACAUCGCCGAAGUCAAGGAGCAGCUGAUGACGGACUUGAGACUUGAAGUCACGAGCACACUAAGGGAUCAGUUCGAACAUCAAAUAGAAGCAGAAGUCAGGCAAGACCUUAGAACGAAACUGACUGUUGAGGUCCGCGGGCAAAUCCGUGAUGAAAACACUUCAGCCAUUAUCGAUACCCUUCGCCAUGAGCUCCACGACACAGUAUCUGAAAAACUUCGAGAGGAGCUUAGGCCACAAGUGAUUGACGAGCUGCGCGAGGAACAGAUUCGCAAUCAAGAAAAUGAAGUUUCUGCUCCUCCAGUGGAUGAUGGCCCCCCACAACCCGACAAUAACUAUUCGCCACCGCAAUCAUUGCAGAAUAAUGAACUUUCGCCCCAAAAUGAUACGGAGACGCUCCGUCACCCAGACCUUGACGAGGUAGCUUAUCCGGAAUUGAUGACUGAUACACCCCAGUCGAAGGCGAGCGAGGAUGCAGACUUCGAUAACAUAGCGAACGAGCCAUUUGGAGCAAUUUCAAGUGAUCACACAGAUGAGAAUAACGCAGACAUCACACGAGCGGGUGUUGUUGUCCAAGGUGAAGAAUCAAGCCAGGAAGUGUUCGAAAGUGCGCCUUCGAAAGCUAAUGCAGCUAGCUAUGGAGACGAGGAACUGAGGAGGGCGAAGACGCCCAGGCUCGACCAAAAUCAACAUUUCGACAACGGCGUUCUUCGGCUCUCACAUCCAGCAUCCGCGGAAGGACAACGUGACGCUAUUGAUGCCGAUAUGAAAUCCAAAUACGUUGAUUUAGACGAGGAAGAGGAAUCUGACGAGGAGUCCGAAGAGGGUUCUGAGCGAGAAGAAGUUGACACUGCACGGCAAACAAGUUCGAAGGACCACCGUUUUGAUCCAGCAGUCCACGACAUCAAAUUUUCCUCAUCUCCAGCUCCACCCGUUCCCACAUCGGCUAUAAAACGCUCUUUGAGUGGAGUAAACGACGCAGACGAUCUAGAUCCACCGAGUGCUAAGCGACCACGCAACACGAAUGUCGCCUUCAGUAGUAAGAUCAGGUCUAAUCGCACUUCCGACGACGGACUUGUCGAUGAGAGUGACUUAGGGAGUGAAGAGGAUGGGCUAGGAAGUGAAGUCGAGGAUGCGGGUGAAAUGGAAGCAUCCGAGUCUGAACUCGGGGAGAUGCUUGGUGUCGAGGACGACCUUGACGGACAGCGCCCUAUAUAUCCACGUUCCGACCCAACGGAUACCGGCUACUACCUUGACGAUGAUGAUAGUGAGGAGGACGAGGAAGAGGACGAGGAGGAUGAGGAAGAGGAAGACGCCGGGUCUGGCGAGCAAGAAUAUGCGACUGCCGCUCCCCUAAUUCAGUAUACAAAUACUCAAGAAACGGCAAUUGCACUUGACUCAUCUGACGAUGAGGCUGAAGGAGAUACCACUCUGGUCGAAGAGGGUGGGUUCAUCGCCGUCAACAAGAAACAGUCCGUGCCGUGA
Messenger RNA from Bacidia gigantensis, 2025 nucleotides. RefSeq lists its product as uncharacterized. The transcript has a single exon. The record is from RefSeq and is a predicted model, not a curated record. The coding region runs from base 1 to 2025 and encodes 674 amino acids. Lineage: Eukaryota; Fungi; Ascomycota; Lecanoromycetes; Lecanorales; Ramalinaceae.